GCGCCAUUUAUGUGUCCCGCAUGUAUCACAUAAUCGCACUGCAGCGCUGCCAUCUGUGGACCGCUUUUAGUCUAGCAGCAUUCCUAUCGCUCCACGCAGCCUUGCUAUGCAGCGGCCCGAACCGAAGCGGAACGCUAUCCAUCAACGCAGCCUUACCAUCCUUCCCAUUCUUCUUCUCGCUGGCCGCACGCCUGCUUUUACUCGUCGCACCUCACCGACAAAGUGAAGGCCAACAUUGAUAAUACUAUCAGCGACUGAUCAGCACAUUCGUACAACUUUAUGGCUGAAAAUUCGCCUCAAGACACGCCAUGGUACGACGAUCAAGUGUCUCUGACGUAAUUGGCAUCUGUGGAGGAGCGAAGGCGAUCAACAAUCAUAUUCAAGCAACUUGGAGGCUAGAAUCUGGGGGUUUGUCGGGGUCACUUUUCCUGAAUGAUACUGACCUUGUAUAUCUCGCGGGCAUGCAGCUGAGUUUAUAACUUUUUAUUAUGUUACUUAUCAUGCACGGCCUUGAAACACGAUUCAAUAAAUCCACGAUAGAAUGCGGAG
Messenger RNA from Dissoconium aciculare CBS 342.82, 549 nucleotides. RefSeq lists its product as uncharacterized. Lineage: Eukaryota; Fungi; Ascomycota; Dothideomycetes; Mycosphaerellales; Dissoconiaceae. The record is from RefSeq and is a predicted model, not a curated record. The coding region runs from base 21 to 239 and encodes 72 amino acids. The transcript has a single exon.